Molecule: messenger RNA, 489 nt
Organism: Chionomys nivalis (European snow vole)
Lineage: Eukaryota; Metazoa; Chordata; Mammalia; Rodentia; Cricetidae
Product: anaphase-promoting complex subunit 15-like
Exons: 2
Coding region: 1-489 (162 amino acids)
Biological process (GO): regulation of mitotic cell cycle spindle assembly checkpoint
Cellular component (GO): anaphase-promoting complex
Source: RefSeq, a predicted model, not a curated record
AUGAGGAAACUGGGGCCCAAAGAGGUUAAGUGUUUUGGCCAAAGUCAAACAGCUAGGGCCAUGUGCACCCUGUUUCUGUCUCUGUUCCCUCAUGUGACUAAGACACUGUGGUUUAAUCUGGAUCGACCCUGUGUGAAGGAGACAGAGCUGCAGCAGCAGGAGCAGCAGCAGCAGGCCUGGCUCCAAAGCAUUGCAGAGAAAGACAACAACUUUGUACCUAUUGGAAAUCCAGCCUCAGAUCACUACGAUGAGGAGGAGGAGGAGGAGGAGGAGGAGGAGGAGGAGGAGGAGGAGGAGGAGGAGGAGGAGGAGGAGGAGGAGGAGGAAGAGGAUGAAGAUGAUAAGAACAGUGAAGAGGAUUCAGAAGAUGAUGAUGACAUGCAAGACAUGGAUGAGAUGAAUGACUAUAAUGAGUCCCCUGAUGAUGGAGAGGUCAACGAAGCAGACAUGGAAGGCAACGAACAGGAUCAGGACCAGUGGAUGAUCUAG